Eupeodes corollae is the source of this 549-nucleotide messenger RNA. Its product is annotated as 60S ribosomal protein L34-like. Lineage: Eukaryota; Metazoa; Arthropoda; Insecta; Diptera; Syrphidae. Gene Ontology annotation, molecular function: structural constituent of ribosome. Bases 77 to 496 code for a protein of 139 amino acids. The record is from RefSeq and is a predicted model, not a curated record. Gene Ontology annotation, cellular component: ribosome. Gene Ontology annotation, biological process: translation. The transcript has 3 exons.
UUUCGCGGCCAUCUUUACCGCACCGCACUGCCUUAUCAACUUCCUUUCCAGUUAAUUUCUUGAAGUUGCCGAUAAAAUGGUUCAGCGAUUGACUUUGAGGAGACGUUUGUCUUACAACACAAAAUCCAACAGGAGGCGAAUUGUUCGUACUCCAGGCGGUCGUUUGGUUUACCAAUAUGUUAAGAAGAACAAGACUGUCCCAAAGUGCGGUCAGUGCAAGGAAAAACUAAAGGGUAUCCGACCAACCCGCCCAUGUGAGCGUUCCCGCUUGUCAAAACGCCAAAAGACCGUCCGUCGUACAUACGGUGGUGUCCUUUGCCAUGGUUGCUUACGCGAGCGUAUCAUCCGUGCCUUCCUUAUUGAGGAACAAAAGAUUGUUAAGGCCCUCAAGAGCCAAAAGGAAUCUGUCAAACCUGUAAAGGUAGUUAGGGCAGCUGCACCACCAGCUCCUCAAAAGAAGCCAGCACAGAAAUCGGCUUCAAAGUCUAAGAAAUAAGAAGUGUACUCCUUUUAAAAAAAAUAAUAAAUUUUUAUUAGAAAAAACAAAAA